CCUAAGCCACCUGCUGCAAUUAUUUAGAACUGUCUGCAAAACCGCCCACUGUCCCCCUCCUUCCCGCUUCAUCUCUCCCUCCGUUCUCCUCCUCCCCAGGCAUCUCCCUCUAGCCCAUCUUCACCCCCUGCCUUGCCCAGCCCUGCACAUCACCCAAUCCACCACCACCACCACCACCACUCUCUCCCUCGUUCCGCGGGCGGGAUAUGUCGGGCUCCGUUCGCCGCCCCGGGAGAUCCCUGAGCCGGCAGAGGCCUACCUGGCGCUGGCAGCGAGCGGGAGGCUGGUGGGCCCGAGGCUGGGGCCGGCGCCUGGGCCUAGGCCUGGGCCUAGGCCUGGGCAUGGGCCUCGGCCUGGCCUUCACAGCCGGCCUGGGGCGUAGCUUGCGGACGCCGCUGUCCGACAGCCAGUGGGAGGAGGAGGAGCGGAGCCGGGAGCCCGGGGUCCCGGCGGCGGCCGUGGGGCGCGACCUACUGCAGAGGAUCAAGGAUGAAGUGGGAGCUCCUGGGAUAGUGGUUGGUGUUGCUGUGGAUGGAAAAGAAGUUUGGUCUGAAGGUCUGGGGUACGCAGAUGUGGAGAACCGAGUGUCGUGUAAACCGGAGACUGUCAUGCGAAUCGCCAGCAUCAGCAAACCACUGACCAUGACAGCCAUUGCCAAGCUGUGGGAGAAAGGAAAGCUGGACUUGGAUGCUCCUGUGCAGAUAUAUGUGCCAGAAUUUCCUGAAAAGAAAUAUGACGGUGAAAAAGUGACGAUAACGACACGGUUGUUAGUGUCUCAUCUGAGUGGCAUUCGGCACUAUGAGAAGGAUGUUAAGAAGGUACAGGAACAAAAGGCAAAAAACAAGAAGGAACAAAGUCUUGUUAAAGAGAAUGUGGAGCGCAAAGUCCAAGAAAGGAAAAAGACCAAGAAAGAGUUUGAACACGAGGAAUAUUACAUCAAAGACAAGUUUGAAAAUAUUUCCAAAGCAUUGAAACUGUUUGAGAAUGAUCCCUUGAUUUUCAAACCUGGGAGCAAAUUUUUGUAUUCAACACACGCUUGGACACUUCUUAGUGCUGUUGUGGAGAAGGCUUCUCAACAAAGUUUUCUGCAGUUCAUGGUUAAACUGUUCAAUGAUCUUGACAUGCUCAGAACUGUGCCAGAUGAACAUGAGCCAAUCAUCUAUAACCGAGCACGGUACUAUGUUUACAAUGAGAAGGGACGCCUGGUUAACUCUCCCUACGUGGAUUCCUCCUACAAAUGGGCUGGAGGCGGCUUUCUCUCCACGGUACAAGACCUGCUGAAAUUUGGCAAUGUGAUGUUGUACAGCUCCCAGGUGGAAGAGGAGGGACAGCAGACGCUGCUCCUGGGCUACCUCAGGCCAGCCACCAUGAGCAUGAUCUGGAGCCCUGUGGAGAGAACAGAACUGAGCUGGGACAGGGACGGCAGCUACGCCAUGGGCUGGGGAGUGGUGGAGGAGGGGCAACAGUGGGGCCAGUGCCGGCGACUGCGGCAGUACCUCACCCACACGGGAGGCUCAGUGGGUGCCAGCAGUGUCCUGCUGAUCCUCCCCAAGGACCGUCCAGGCCCCUCUGCUAGCCCACCCGAGGCAGGUGUCCCUCCGCAAGGGGUAGUGGUCGCCAUCCUCUGCAACCUGCAGUCUGUUAACCUCAACGCCACUGCUCUGAAAAUCGCAUUAGAGUUUGACAGGGUCAGGACAGCUGAACCCAUUCUUCCACCAUCUGAAGCUGACGGCCCAGUCACAGCCGGCUGACCUCUGCAAGUCUGUCAAGGACCCAAAUAUGAAGACUGGUGGUGGUGCCCCAUAAUGUCUGUGCCAAACAUAAGGCAAAGAUUUGGGGCUGGUGGGUAGGAUGUGCCCGUGUGGCUGGGACAGAAAAUUAGUUUUAUAUUUGCUACCUCCAAUUUGCCUCUAUCUCCACAUCAUCAAUAAC
Molecule: messenger RNA, 1932 nt
Organism: Amblyraja radiata (thorny skate)
Lineage: Eukaryota; Metazoa; Chordata; Chondrichthyes; Rajiformes; Rajidae
Gene: lactb
Product: lactamase, beta
Exons: 6
Coding region: 207-1751 (514 amino acids)
Biological process (GO): proteolysis; regulation of lipid metabolic process
Cellular component (GO): mitochondrion
Molecular function (GO): peptidase activity
Source: RefSeq, a predicted model, not a curated record